AAAAUGACAGGAUCUACAGAUCCAGAGCGGUUUGAUGGAAUGUUGAUGGCUAUGGCCCAGCAAUGUGAGGGUGGUAUUCAUGAGCUUCUUGAUGCCUUCUUUGGAUUCCUAGCUCGAAAGACUGAUUUUUAUUCUGGAGCUGGAAAGGAACAAGCACAAAAAAUGGUCAGGGAAAAGUUUGAACAAUACAGAAAAGUAGUUGCUGAAAGAAUGGAAAAGGAAAAAACAGAGAAAGAAUUAGAAGAGGAGGCAAGAAAGAAUAGCCAAAAAAGCAGAAGAAGAAAAGGAAAGACUAAAGGCUGA
Messenger RNA from Physella acuta, 303 nucleotides. RefSeq names its product nuclear migration protein nudC-like. The record is from RefSeq and is a predicted model, not a curated record. Lineage: Eukaryota; Metazoa; Mollusca; Gastropoda; Physidae.